AGCCUGACGAGCCCUCGCGCCCCUCGCCGAGGCCAAUCCCAGCGGUGCCAUCGGCAGAGCCACGUCUGCCUGCUCGUCCCACGGUGCCAAAGAAGGAGAAACCCCUGGAAGAUGAAGAGUGCCCCAAAGUCCUGACGAAGGGCCCCUGGGCUGAGCUCGCAGGAGCUCCCGAAGCUGUGACAUGCCAGCCCCAGGUGCGACCAGCCCCCGGGCCCUGCACCCACCUGCUGCAGAACGGAGCUGGGAAGGGGCUGGAUGCAGGUGGUGCCAACGGGGAGGCAGCGAACGGGCUCUGCCGGGCCCUCCCCAGCUCGCAGAAGCCUCACCGAAAGCUGCAGUCACACCACUCCAUCAACAGCCAGAGCAGCAAGAAGAGCAAGGGCAGCUCCAAGUCAGCCUCUUCCCACAUCCCUAUUGAGGCACAAGAAGACUGCUGUGUCCACUGCAUCCUCUCCUGCCUCUUCUGCGAGUUCCUGACCCUCUGCAACAUCAUGGACUGCGGCAUCAUCGACGCCUGCUGCGAGUCUGCCGACUGCCUGGAGAUCUGCAUGGAGUGCUGUGGGCUCUGCUUCUCCUCCUGA
Molecule: messenger RNA, 581 nt
Organism: Acanthisitta chloris (rifleman)
Lineage: Eukaryota; Metazoa; Chordata; Aves; Passeriformes; Acanthisittidae
Gene: MDFI
Product: MyoD family inhibitor
Exons: 4
Source: RefSeq, a predicted model, not a curated record